GUUCUACCACCCAAAUGAGUGCAUCACCUCUUCAUGGCCACCGCCUGCUGGGACGUCGACUACGAUACCAUCUUGCAGGAGGUCUGCCUCGCCCCAUUCAAGGUGAACAUGGAGGCCAUCGGUAGGACGCUGUGGUGUGACUGGGGCAAGACCAUCGAGAGCUACGAAGAGCUCAGAAACUGCACCAUGUACGUGAUGCAAAGGCUGAACUGCUACUGGCCAAACGCCGUGGUGAACAAGUUUUUCAUCACCGUCCACCAGCACUACUUCAGAAGCUGCCCUGUCUCAGGCCGGGCCAUGCAGGACCCGCCCCUCAGCAUCCUCUGCCCCUUCAUUGUGGUGCCCAUCCUGAUGACCCUGCUCAUGACUGGGCUGGUGGUCUGGAAAAGCCAGCUCACCGAGGGCAUCGUGUAGGCCGCAGCCUGGUAACUGCCCCCCACGCUGAGGCUGUGGGCAGGCAGGGAGGCCGGGGAGCUCUGGGCCUGGCCUGGGAAUGGCUUCCUGGCCCUGACGUCAGAGCAGGCCCCAAGCCCCCUCGUCCCACCUGAGAUCGGCUAACAGGAUUUCGGAGCGGCGGUGGUGCAGGCAUUAACCUGGACGCCCCCAGCUGGAGGUGAAGGCCACCCUAGGAAGGGGGCUGGUGCUAGGAGGGAGCAGAACAUAACGGUCAUUAUUUCUGGGGAGUCUCUGAUGUGUUUGCUCUCACCUCUAGCCAGUCUGUGGAUGAGAAGAUUGUGAUUAAAAGGAUGUCCUUGAA
This is a messenger RNA of Myotis brandtii (Brandt's bat), 757 nucleotides long. It is a transcript of the gene RAMP1, whose product is annotated as receptor (G protein-coupled) activity modifying protein 1. Bases 34 to 414 code for a protein of 126 amino acids. Gene Ontology annotation, molecular function: coreceptor activity. The transcript is spliced from 3 exons. Gene Ontology annotation, biological process: cellular response to hormone stimulus; protein localization to plasma membrane; G protein-coupled receptor signaling pathway. Gene Ontology annotation, cellular component: membrane; signaling receptor complex; cell surface. The record is from RefSeq and is a predicted model, not a curated record. Lineage: Eukaryota; Metazoa; Chordata; Mammalia; Chiroptera; Vespertilionidae.